UGUGAGCGUGUUGGACUAUCCUGGCUGGAUUGGCUUUAAAAAAGGGGAGGAAUAUAAUCCAGCCUGGGCAGAAAGAACAAGAAGGAGAAGGAGGAGGAGAAGAAGAAGUAGUUGUUUCUCCCCAGACUGGAUAAGUACAGAGCAGGGCUGAGGGUCUGAGGAGGGGGGGAAAGGGACGGAGGAGAAAAGGAGUGCGGGGUCUGACCUCCCGAUCAGGGCGACGCGUUAUGGACGCUUUAAAAUCGGCGGGCCGGGCGAUCAUCCGGAGCCCCAGCAUUGCCAAGCAGUCAUGGGCUUCAGGGAGACACAAAAAGCUCUCGGAGAACUGGACAGAUACACGAGAGACCUUGCUGGAGGGCAUGGUGUUUCAGUUGAAGUAUCUUGGUGUCACACUGGUUGAGGAGCCAAAAGGAGAGGAGCUGUCAGCCGCCGCAGUCAAGAGGAUUGUUGCUACGGCCAAAGCCAGUGGGAAGAAGCUGCAGAAGGUCAUGUUGAAGGUUUCACCAAGAGGUAUCAUCCUGUAUGACAGCGUCUCAAAUCAGCUGAUUGAGAACGUCUCCAUUUACAGGAUCUCUUACUGCACUGCUGAUAAGAUGCACGACAAGGUGUUUGCCUACAUCGCUCAGAGCCAACGCAAUGAGACGCUCGAGUGCCAUGCCUUCCUCUGCACCAAAAAGAAAUUAGCACAGGCGGUGACAUUAACAGUAGCACAAGCCUUUAAAGUGGCCUUUGAGUUUUGGCAGAAUGCCAAGGAAGAAAAAGAGAAGCGAGUAAAGCCGGACCCGGUUGCACCCAGCAACUCUCAGGCACAGAAUUCAGAAAGUGUGGAAGAAGGAGAAGUGGCUACAGCAAAUCUGUUAAACUUGGAGGAAGGUGCAGUUAUACAUUCAGGACCUGAUGAUGAUGAUGGUGCACAUAUAGCACAGAGCAUCAGCACAGAGAACAACAACAUUGUCUGGGAGCUUGAUGAUGGUCUGGAUGAAGCCUUCUCGAGCCACAGUUUGGAUAGUUUUGAAACCUGUUCAGACUCGCUGAGUGUCGUGCUAACCCCCAGGUCCUGGACACUGGGCUAAACCCUCAGGACUACAACGCUGAUGAGUGCCUGUCACCCUGCAAUUGGGACAAAUUCGACAGCGAAGAUGCGUUCGGCUUCUGAGAGCACGAGAAAAGACGGUGGACGGAAAUGUGAAAAGGGAAAAGAGGCAGAUCGUGUUGCUGACGGAUGAACGGGACUGAGUGGAAACGAAACAGAUGCCGCGUCGUCGUCUUUAGGAUCCACGAACUGCACAGACCAAAGCAAUAAUAGUAUUUUUUUUUAUUCGUGUGAGCGGUAUUUGGCUUUAGUCUGCUUUUGUAUGAAUAUACUUUCUGUUGCAUUUUUAUUUUUAAUUUUUGAUUCUCUAAAUCUUUGUGAAAGCUAUAUAAAAUACCUGUAUGAUAAUUGCAGAAACGAGAGUGGCGUGUAUGGAUUUGUAUAGUAUGUACAUUUUUUGCAAUGGUUCAGGUCAGCUUUGAGAAUUGGUCUAUGCAGCGUAACACUGUAACGUUCUCUCAUGUAGAGAGAUUACCACCACUUUUGUUGUUACUUAAUAUGUUAAGGUAUCUGUGUUGAAGGUAGAAUGGGGCGUGUAUGACCUGGUGGUUAGAUGGAGGAAGUGUUGACGUUGUUAUGACGGGGCUUUUUCUUUUUUGUUUGUUUUGUUUUUGUUUUUGCUUUUCAGCUCGGUGAAUUUCCCAUUUUCGGCAAAGCUUUUACAUCUCGGGCAACCAAAAAUAUGCGGCAAGAGUUUAUACUAAAGACAAUCUUUUCUUAUAUUUUUUUUAUUGGAAAUGUAUUUUUGUACUCCCUGCCAGAAGCACACGGUUUAAUUUCAGGGAAAUCAUUUUCACAACUAAAGAUAUGUGGUUUGUUUGUUUGUAUUUGGCCCAGUUUAAAUUGUGAGUUAUCCUGGUCACUAUCAGAUCAUUACAUAAAGAAUGUGUACUUGCUGUGCAUAACUUUAUUACAUGGUAAUAUUUCA
Silurus meridionalis is the source of this 2021-nucleotide messenger RNA. RefSeq names its product low density lipoprotein receptor adaptor protein 1b (gene ldlrap1b). The transcript is spliced from 10 exons. Gene Ontology annotation, cellular component: early endosome. NCBI's taxonomy places the organism in Eukaryota, Metazoa, Chordata, Actinopteri, Siluriformes, Siluridae. The coding region runs from base 228 to 1073 and encodes 281 amino acids. The record is from RefSeq and is a predicted model, not a curated record.